Messenger RNA from Bacillus rossius redtenbacheri, 3215 nucleotides. RefSeq names its product actin-related protein 2/3 complex subunit 5-B (gene Arpc5). The coding region runs from base 146 to 604 and encodes 152 amino acids. The record is from RefSeq and is a predicted model, not a curated record. Gene Ontology annotation, molecular function: actin filament binding. The transcript has 3 exons. Lineage: Eukaryota; Metazoa; Arthropoda; Insecta; Phasmatodea; Bacillidae. Gene Ontology annotation, cellular component: Arp2/3 protein complex; actin cytoskeleton; cytoplasm. Gene Ontology annotation, biological process: Arp2/3 complex-mediated actin nucleation; regulation of actin filament polymerization; cell migration.
AAAACAUGAGUACUGUUUACUAUUACUGUAGGCAUAGAUAAAUGUAGGUGAUCAGGUGUGGUUUUUGUGGUUCUUAGGUGAGGAUUAUUAUUUCCUGGUUUAAAAUAGGUUUUUUUGAAUAUAGGUGAGUGGAAAUUUUUACGAAAUGGCAAAAAACACAUCAAGUUCUGCGUUUCGUAAAAUUGACGUGGAUCAGUACAAUGAAGAUAAUUACAGAGAAGAAGAAGUUGCUGAGUUACAGUCUCCACCGGCUGGCCCGGAUGAAUCAGAAGUGAUUGGCUUGAUGAACCAAGGAAAGCACAUUGAAGCCCUGAAGAUAGUGCUGCGGAACGCUCCACUCGGCUCAAAGAACCAGCAGGUGAAGGACGGAGCCCUGGGACUGACGCUGCGCGUGCUGCUGGCCAUCAAGUCGUCGCAGGUGGAGGAGGCGGUGGGCGCCCUGGACCGCGAGCAGGUGGACGUGCUCAUGAAGUACGUGUACCGCGGCUUCGAGAGCCCCUCCGAGGGCAGCAGCGGCCACCUGCUGGUGUGGCACGAGAAGGCGUACGCCGUGGGUGGCGUGGGCAGCAUCGUGCGCGUCCUCACCGACACCAAGCGCGUCUGAGCGCUCCCGCGCGCCUCUCCGCCCCGCCACUUGUCAGUAUUCCCACUGCAGUUACGUGCAGAGGAGCGGGGGGAGGGCAUGAAUAAUUCCCUCUCCCCUUGCGUAUGUCCCUGGUUACGUGAAACUAUGAUUAGGUUACAAACCAAGUAAUCGGGGCAGAAGAUUAAAAUGAAGCAACCUUUUUUUUUUUUUUCCCCCCCCCCCCCCCUUCACUCGUGAGGACAAGAACCAAGCUGCGAACGGCAAAAGUAAUAGUGAGCGGAAGUGGUGAUUUUUUUCUUUCGGUUUCAGUUGGGUUUACGGUCAGGAAAAUUUGUAAAUCUUUCCCUCAGAAUCCUAUUAAAUGAGGCUAAUGUACAUAGUUAAUAAUAUAGACAAGAGCAGGUAAUAUUAAUAGUAGAACCGUGCAAAAUUUCAUGAAAUAUGUAGCUCUAUGAUGGUAGUCAGAUAAACGAGUGUGUUUAAUUUUAACAUACGAUUGGAGAAAUUGAAUAAUAAUCUUUUGCAGUUAUUCUUCAACUAAUUUAAUAAAAGUUAUUUAGGAAUACUUUUAAAAUAUCAGUUGUGAUGUUAACUGUGAGAAAGUAAUUGUAACCCUCACCUCUUCCUCUUUUUUUUUCUUUCUUUCAAAAAAGCCCAACAAAAUGAAAAAUAAUGGUUAGUGCUAUGUAAUUAGCGGGUGGCCAUAUCUGCAUGAUUACAUGGUAAAUGUGUGAAGCCAUUAUUUUUCCUUCAGACGUCGUAUUAUGUUGGUUUGGUGUCCAAAACAUUGGCGGAAGCUUCGUGUUUGCAUUGUGGAAACAGUUUUAAAUGCUGUUUUGGAUUAAAGUGACUGUGUUUAAUGAUGGAGAUUCUAAUUCAUACUUACUAACCAUCAUGAGACAGGCGUCCUCAAGCACCAUUUCCGCAAUGUUUUGGGCGAAACAAAACAGCGAUGGGGAGGUUAAAAGUAAAUUCAACUAUGCCAGAGAAUGCCAUUUCAUGACUCUCCUUAACUCCGUGUAUCGUAUAUGCAAGGUUAAAUUAAGAAACUCGGAUCCAAGUUCAAUGUACAGGGUAGUGUGCUUACAAAUUACUGAAAGACUGGUCAAGUUGCUGGGAACUUCAAUUUCCAGUUUGUACGUGAAUUUAGUUUUUCAGUUAUUAAUUUUUUUAAUCAAACUUAAAAAAAUUGGCACGUUCCUGCAAAUAGUACCGUAUUUAAUCGCAUAAUGUCCGCACCUUUCUUUUUAAAUAUUUGAAAUGGAAUUUUUUAAAAUCCGCAUAAAGUCCGCACCAGACAAAGCAACCCUGGCCACCCCUGAAAGGCACAGUAACGGGAUGGAAAAUUACCGAUGCUGUCAACAAUGCUUUGACUUUGAGUUGCUCAUUUCUCCAGAGCGGUCGCUGAGAGGGUUUUGUGGCGUGGUGAAACCGUCUGGACUCAGAAACUCGCACUCCACUGCGCAGCUGCCUGCGACGUCACGCGAGUUGCAAGGGGAUGGGCUAUAUAUAGCACAAGCCAGUACACGUCAACUCACACUACGUCACAAAGUAGGGGAGGUAGCGGAGAAGUGGUGGGGGUACAUGCGCACAGUUAUUUUUUAUACACACAGUGGGCAAGGGACAGGGAGGGAGGCUCGCCGGCGCCGGCUAAUGCAGACAUUAGACAUCUGCCCCGUGCCAUCAGUGGCCAUCUUAAUGAAAGAUUAAAAAAAUAUCUUUUCACGCAAAGCGUUUAUUUUGUGUAGGCUGGCUGCGGCUUCUGAAUGUAGGAGCGCACAUGCGAGAGAGAAAAAAAAAAAAAAAAUGAGUGGCGUCUUCCACUAAUCGCCGGCACCCAAUUAUCUCGUGACCUGUCACAUUUCUCACGUCCGCUGCGGAGGGUCGCCAGUUACCAGCGCUCUGCUAGUAAACUAAUUAUGAGAGAAAAAUUUUUUUACUCUACACAAAACGUAAAAUUUUGAGGAAAAAUUUUUUUUUUGGACUUCACCUCAAAUUGUCCGCACCCAAUUUUUUGGUCAAAAAUGUAGCCUAAUUACUGCGGACAUUAUGUGAGUAAAUACGGUGUGUGUAUGUAUGUGUAAAUAUAUAUUUGUCGUAUGUCUAAUUUUUCUUAACAGGGUCAAUUUUAUAUGCAAUAUGAAAAGUUUAAAGAAAAAUUUAUUAAUAAAUCCUUAAUUUGUUUUACCAGGUAACACUAAAUACCCUGAUGCAUUAAUUUUAAUAAACAUAGUUACUCAAAUAUGUUAAUUGUAAUAAACAUAAUUACUCAAAUAUGUUAAUUGUAAUCACUGUGCAACACACAAUCUUUGUGUUCCACAGUGUUUCCUAGUGGAGUUUAUGGGCAGACAGUAUUAAUAAUUGCAAAGGGAUUCUGAUUUAAUGAUCUUAAGUAUUUGUAAGAAUGAACUCUUGGAUUUAUUGUUAAAAAAUAAAAUUGUUAUUUGAAGGAUUAACAUACAUUUUCUGUAUUGAAUUUAAGUAAUUUUUUAUUUUUAAUGUAUUUGUGAUGACUUAACUAGUGUGAUUUAGCUAAAAAUUGGUGCAAGUAUGCACAAUUAACAUUAACUAUCUCUUUAGUAGGAGCUGUCACAGAAUACAAAAUAAAAAUUAAAAGCCAUAAAGCAAA